AACGUGCGGAGUUUACAUUUAGUUGCGAUCCGUGUUCCUUGAUUUGUUUACAUAUUUAUUCUCGCAGAGUGACAUUUGAUAAUUUAAAAAUUUUUGUAAAAUCAUUUAAAUCGGUUUUUUCUAUCCUAAACCGCGUAGUAAAUUGUUCAGGUACUCUUUAAAAAUAUAUUUGUUUUGGUUUUAUUUGAAGUAUUGAAUAUUUUCAAAAUUUGUUUUUGUUGUGUAAAGUAUUUUGGAGUACCUAUUUGUCGGGGUGGUACGAGUUGGGGUGGAUAUAUUAAAAAAUAUCGCAUUAUACAAGUGUCAGAUUCAUAUACCUAUCAUCAGCUGUCCGGGGUUCCGAAUCGACGAUACCGCACAUGCGUCGACCCCACUUAGGGUCGUAGAGGGGACAACAGCUGAGUUCAGAUACAAACUCAAAACAUACAGUUCGUGUUUUCAGUAUUCAUCCUACAUUCGAGGAGGAGAGUGUAAUAUGCUAAGCUAGCCGGGUGCAAGGCACUUGAGGACUUAGACAAAUUUUUCUCCUGAUUAUAAGUGACUUUCUUAGUGGGUGUUGUGCGAUUUUUUUUAUUUGAAAUUUAUUUUGGAUAUGUUGCCGCAAACCAUGGAUGCCUCGCGUUCUGAGACACCCUCUCUCAGUGGUCAACCCAUCUUUGGUUCUCAGUUGGUUGAUAAAAAUUCGUCAACUCCCUACUCUGAUGCAACUCAGACAAAAAAGAACAAUCCGAAUCACAUUAAGAGACCGAUGAAUGCGUUCAUGGUAUGGUCUCAGAUCGAGCGCAGAAAAAUCUGUGAAGUAAGUCCAGAUAUGCACAACGCCGAGAUCUCCAAAAAGCUGGGCCGGAGAUGGAAACAACUGAACGAUGAAGAACGUCAGCCGUUUAUCGAAGAAGCCGAACGCCUACGUCAAUUACAUCAGAAAGAGUACCCUGACUACAAAUACCGUCCCAGAAAGAAAAGUACCAAGCCAACUCCCAAACCCAGUUCUUCUAAAAAGAACAAGAAAUCAUCCAAGUUGCAUAAAAAUGAUACAAAUAAUAAUAGCUCCAUAGUCAAUGAAAAGAUUUACGCCAGACGUAGCACAGUGCCUGAAUCGGUGGCAUCGAAAUUGAAAUUUAGGUUGACCAAUGUUGCAGAGCAAAGGCAGCUCAAUAGGAUAGUCGAAACAGAAGACCAUAUAAGACAGAGCAUGCCUUUGCCUCCGAUGAGCUUCCUGGCUAAGGUACCGUCGAGUCCUUCAUGUGAUACUCCGGAUUCACCAGAAAGUGCUACCAUUUAUGACGAUACCUGGGUCAGCCAGUUCACCACAGUCAAAGAAGAGCCUGAAGAUAGGUUGUCCCAUCCACAGAUUACUCCAGCCUCGUUAGACGAUUUAGACAGGAUCGACGACCUAUUACCAAUGGAUGGGAUCAAUCUUGAAGAAUUAGCGGAUAUCGAUACCAACUUCGAUACUGCUUCAAAUAGUUCCGGAUCGCACCUAGAUUUCUCAUGUCCCAAGGAUAUUCCGAUGUUCUCUAACAUCGAAAACGAAACAUGGGCCGAAAUGCAAACAGCGGCGUUUCUAAUGUGAGGAAGAGAUUAAGACUGUUUUUGAGAUUUUACUGUGUGUGGAGGCACAAUUAUACUGUUAAUAUUUUGGGGUUGGUCCUCAUUAUAUAGAACGAUGGCCACAUCGACAGUUUUUAUAUUGUUAUAAAUAUUCUUAACCCCAAACAUUGAUCUCAUUUUGCGUUUAUUAUUUUUGUAUUUAUCAUUACGAUGUAUUACCAGAAUCUAACAGUUUUACGUAAGACAGUCAUUUUAGAUCGAGAAUGCCACUAUAUUUAAACUGCCACUGAAAAUCGCAUUCCUAAGGGAUCUGUAUAUAUAAAUAUUUUUAUGUAAACGUGUUUGUGACGAAAUAAAUGGUUCUGGUAGUCAGAUUUGUCGAAAUUUUUAAAUGCAAAUGGAUGUAUAUCUUACCUAUUUAUUUACUCCUUUGUUUCUUAUUUCAUUGAGUACUUUCAUAUUUUUUUAGCUUACCAACAUUUUGUUACGCUCUAGACUCUAGACUCUAGGCCAUAUUCGUAUUCAGUAAAAUUGCACAUAUUAAAUCUGAUAACUAAUGCAUGAUAAUUUUUUGCAUUUCAACGGAUUCGUAUUCCAUUGAUUCCCUCUAAGUUACCCCUGUUUGGCCUCUUUUGUACAGGAUAUUAUGUUGGUCAGUUGCCUUCCUUUCUCGUCGUUCAGUUUAUGGGGAAGUGGGAUAUUUAUCUAGUUUAGCAAGUAUCAAAUAAAUAUGUAUACAUAUUUUGCUUAAUUUUGUAAUAUUUUAUUAUUUAUAAAAGUAAACUAAAGUGCAUAGAAAUCGGCUCACUUUAAACUUUUGAUUUGAACUAUAUUUUUCAGAAACUCUUACUCGGAUCAAAAAAGAGAUGUACUGUUUGAAAGAUAAUUUAAUAUGCUUUAAUAUGAACAUACAUUUAUGAAACAUGAUUUCGACUUCUUAUGUUGAAAAAUGACUACAUCAAGCAAAUUAAUUUUUUGUAGUGCUAACACAAAAAGGGUAUUUCACAAUUAAAAAUUAAUGCUUUUAAUACUGCUUAAUAUCGGGUGUCCACUUAUAUUUUCCCCCAUUUUAACUCUCUAUAACUUCUAAACGGCUCAAGAUAGGAAUAUGUAGUUUUAGCUGAAAUGUUUUAUUUUAGUAAAAGUUUUUUCUGAAUGGAUUGAGUUUUUUAUAUUGCUUUCAAUUAUGAAAAAAAAUGGCGGAUUUUUGAAAAAACUUUGUUGACUUUUUUCUAAUGGAACACCCAGUAUAUUUUUUUGCAAAUUGAAAUAACGGUCAUUCACCUGUCCAGCGAUAUAAAGUUUUUUAAAAUCGGUUGUCAAAUGACUGAGUAAUUAAUUUUUAAAAUGAGAGGUGCAACGUGGAUAUCACAUAACUAAAUAACAUAACUAAGCAAAUUGAUAUUGUUAUGUGACUUCCACAUUGCAUAUCUCAUUUUAAAAAUUAAUUGUUCAGUCAUUUUUGAUAAUUGAUUUUAAAAAACUUUAUAUCGCUGGAUAGGUAAAUGUCCGUUCUUUCAAUUUACAUAAAAAUAUAUUGGAUGUUUUAAUAAAAAAAGUCAACAACGUUUUUUUUUUCAAAAAUCCGCCAUUUUUUAUUUAAAAGCGAUAUAAAAAAAUUCAAUCCAUUCAAACAAAACUUUUACUAAAAUAAAACAUUUCAGCAAAAACCGCAUAUUUCUAUCUGGAGUCGUUUAGAAGUUAUAGGCAGUUAAAAUGUGGGAAAAUAUAAGUGGACACCCGGUAUAAUAAUGCGUAUGACCUCCUCUUGCAUUAAUAACUGCUGAUACUAUUAGGCAUAUAUCUAAUUAAGUUCCCUAUUGUUUCGUGAGGGAUGUUAAGCCACUCUUCUUCUAUUGCGACAAUAAGCUCUAUUGCACAAUGUUCUAAUGGAUUGAGAUCUGGACUGCACGUUGGCCAUUCCAUGAUCAGAAAACCUACUUUGGUAAUGUACUCUUGCACGAUUUUUGAGGUAUGUGGCCUUGCAUUGUCCUGCAUAAAAAUAAAUUAGUUUCCAAAGUAGUCAACGUAAGGUACCACAUGCAUUGCUAAAAUCUCCUCGAUGUAUCUAACACCCGUUAAACCUCCUCGCCCGAGAAGACGGUUACCCUACGAAUGAAAACAAGGUCGGUUCGUACCCCCACAGAAAUUGCACCCCAGAUCAUGCAGGAACCACCUCCAUAAGGACCUCGCACUUCAAUGCAGCAUACUACAAAUUGCUCUCCUCGUCUUCGGUAGAGUUUCUUCGGUCGCUACUGUAGAGAAAUAUUCUGGCCUCAUCUGAGAACAGAGCAGAACUCCAUUGUCCCAACGUCAGUUCAGAUGAUCCUGUGCAAAUCGCAUGCGUGUUUGACGAUGACCUGCAGUAAGUUUUUGACCAAUUGCAAAUACUCGAGGAGUCAAAUUAUUUUCAUCCAGUUUUCGUCUUACUCUCCACUGACUAAUCUUCUUUUGGUGGCUAUUCGUUUCAAAUAUUGGCGAUCAUUCUGGCUAUAAUUAUUUUAUUAACUGAUGAUUUAAAUAUAUUAGUUGUUGUGGAGAGCCAUUUCGUCAGGUUUCCACUGACUAAUAACCAUUCCUAUUACUUCACGGACCUGUUUUUGCACUUGAGAGACAUUAAGGUGAUGAUCUUAAUAUUGUCGACACAGUAAAGUGAUCAUCACGAGCAAUAAUUGUAAAGUCGCUUUCUACUAGUUCCAGGUCGUCUACAAAAGGAUCCAGUCUCCUCAUAAAGUUGUAACGCUCUUCGAACCGCGGCGAGUGUCAUAUCCAGUUGUACAGCAACAUAUCUCUGGCUAAGUGCAUUUUCUUCAAUGCAAUAACUUUCUCCGGUGUAGUGUCCAUUAAACUUACACACACCUGAACACCUACUAAUUAUGAAAAGCAAACAAUAUGCCAUUGUUAGUUGCAAAGGCAAUAAUAACAAAUUUUCACAAAUUUCUUAUUAUCGUUAUAAACAUCAAAUAAACGCUGUUCUAUGUUUUUCAGUUGCUACGCAUAUAAAUGAUAAGAAAUCCAUGGCAAAUUUAUGGUCAUAUUAAAGCCUAUUAAAUUAUCUUUCAAAAAGUAUAUAUACCUUUUUUAUUGGAAGUAAUUAGUUUCAGAAAUAAAUAUAGUUAAAAUCAAAGGUUUAAAGUGGUCCGAUUUCUGUCCACGCAAGUUUAGUUCAACUUUGCUAAUCUUCCUUUAUUAAGAAGUAAAUUUUCUAUUUAUUCAUAUAAUUAUUUAUUAAUUACAAUACAUAUAUUAUAUGUUAUUAUUCAGUAAGUUUGCAUUAAAUUAACUUAAUUAGAAUUAGCGACUAAAGAUAUACAUCCAUUUUGUUGUUUUGUCAGUUAUGACCAGACCUAGUACCUUCGGUUGUGGUUUUCUGGUGAUCACAGCUUCUCUCUAAAGUGACUGAACACUAAUAGUGCCUAGCUCAGUACGUUUGUCGGCCCGGCUAGCCCGGUAUUAGUUUUCGACUUUUUAAUGACUGUUACCUCAUAAAAACGGUAACAGAACACAAAAACAGGCUGUGAUUCAUCUGUUUGAUGACCAAUAUUUAGUUGUCAAAAGUCCGUGUAGUCAUUUUAAAGGUUCUGCUGCCGCUUGACCUUGUUUCAAUUCAGUGGCGUAUGUUGAUGUUAAAAAGUUUUUCGCCAAAAGGUACGUUUAUUGAUAGGGAAUUUAAGGACGAGUUUUCACGUCGAUGGAGGACUAGCAACGAAGUUUAUAGAAUAAAACACGCAACCGUCCAAAAAUGUUUAUUCUUAAAGUAAAAGAAAUGUAAUACGAGAAACUUAAGAAAAACAACACGAAAACAAUUCUAACGAUAACAAUAUCCAAUUCAUGAGUAAUUUACUAACGUAUAAUAGUAAAAUAUAGGGCCGUUGUGUCUACUAAAUAUCUUGUGAAUUGGCGAAACUAGAAUAAGCCAGAAAAACCAGGUCAAUGAAAGUUAUGUUACCGAAAAAAAAAACAAAUUAAAUCUGUACGCGCCACUCACCCCCAAUUGACUUAAAUUCGGCACGCAUAGGUGACUAUGCACUUGGACCUGAGGGAUGCAGAUAUUCUGUGUCUCUGUUCACAUUCAGAACCAUACACAUGCAUAUUUGUCGUGCUUUCAAAUGCAAUAAAUACCUAGCAUUUAUAAUGUAGGUUUUCAUUUAAUACACUAAAUACAAAACACUUCAAGCGUAAGCUAAUAAGUUGAUCCGACUCGAAGGACCAACGUUGUAGCUUACACUUAAAGUGUUUUGUAUUUACUGAAUUAAAUGAAAAACUUUUAUUGCAUUUAAAAGCGCGACAGAUAUGCAUUUGUGUGGUUUUGAAUGUGAACACUGAUCUCUGCGUCCCUCACGUUCAGGUGCGUAGGCAUCUAUGCCCACUAAAUUUAAAACGUAAUUGGGUGUGAGUGACGCGUACAAAAUUUUUAUUUACCUCUACGGUAUGAUGAGAUAGAAAAAUUAGUUUAGAUAUGCUAAGGAUUGGCACCUUCAUGUAAAACAACUAACUAAGAUAUGAUUAUGACGUUCUUAUAUACAACAGUUCUAAUCUAUAAUAAUUUUUGAAAACUUCGAAUUUUUAUGUAGAGAAUGUAAAAUCAUCAAUAAAUAAAAAUUCUUCAUUGAACUCGUUUUUAAACUCUACUGUCAGUUUCGUAUAAUAAACCACAAUAAUACCUUUUGAUGUACAGGGUAUAUUUUUGUAAAUAGCAAAGUUUUGGAACUGCUACGUUCUUUUUGGCGUAUACUAAGUUCGAUAUCGGGUGUAUUUUAGCCAUUUCGAUCUGGUAUUUUUUCGUUACUACCAGUAGAUGUACAUUCUAGUGUUAUCGAUUUUACAAAAUAAUUUUGUCGGAUGAACUGAGCAUGCGUGCUUUCUUAUUCGAAAAAACAUCCAUGUUACGCUGUCAAUUGUCAAUUGCUUUCGAUGUCAACUUUUUAAAUUUAAUAAGAAUAUAAUCUGAAAGACUUGUAAUAUAAUUUUAUAUUUAUCGAAAUGCGACUUUGUUUUCCAGAGUGAGGCUCUUGUACGAUUUCUAAAAUUUGACUAUAAAAUCCAGAGUGCACUAGUCAGUGAAUGACCUAUUUACCUCGUCUUUCAAGCAAGUUCUAUCUGAAGAGCUAAACAUAGCGAAACACUUGUCACAGAAUGGCAGGUUAGACGAGGUAUGGAUAUUACUUUUCGUUUAAUAUUUACAUUCUUCCAGUUCAGAAUAUUUUUCACUUUCAGCCUUCUUCUAUAGCUUCCCCAAACGUUUUUCAAGGUUACUCAUUAUCUUCAGAUCCCUUGGAUGUAUCCCUCUAGUAGACCAUUCUCUAAAUGCUUCUGCUGUUCGAUAUGUUCGAUUUCUCCAAAAUCUCAGUGGCUGUAUUGUUUUUUGAUAAAAACAAUUCAUAUGAUAAAAACCUCCGAAUAAACCCACUUGUUUUUACACAUCAAAAACGAUUGAGAGUCUAAACGUAACCAAAACAUCAGGACUUAUAGUUUGUCUCUUUCCUUUAAUUUGCAAGAAGUUUUCUAUUCUCCUUUCAGAACGCAUAAAUUUCGUUGAUUGUAAUGAAAAUACUUUUUCUUAAAACAUUCCCGCAGACUGGAUUAUAAAUUACCAAUAAAGUGGAACUGUAGCCAAUUUUUUUAGACGAAAUCGUACAAUAGAACUAACUUACCACAAUUGUUUCGUCCAGAUUUGUACUUAAAAGUUCCCAUUGUAAAGCUGUAAAAAAAUCUUAAAUCGAGCACUCGGGUGGUAGUAGUAGUAGAAAUCGACAUUCGAUAUAACAAUCGAUAUUACAAGUAGGGUAGAAACGUUUGUGCAGCUGUCAAAUUGAAUAUGUUUAGUCGGUUUCCGAAUGGGAAGGUGUUUCAAAAUUAUUGAUUAAAACUAAACAAAAUCCUGACGAUUUGUCGUACUUAACACAACUUGGUUAAAAACUAUCAACUAACACACUAACUUGAGGUGAGUGUAAGACUCACUCUAAUCGUUAUAUAUUUUGGGUAGUUUUACUCACUGACCGGUUUUCUUAAUUUUUUUUUUCGUAGGGAACUUACUGAAAUAUAAUCUACGAGCCAUCAGUAAUUUCAUUGUUAUAAUUUUUUGAUAAAUCUGUAUUAUUUACACCACUGAUUUUCUUUACUGCCAAAUUUGUAUUCAUCUAUAAAUAUGUAUCUUGUUUUAAAUUUAAUAACUAGAAAUCAUUUAUAAAACAGAGCUUAUACCAGUCUAAAGAGAAUCCACAUUAAAAAAUAAUUUGCUGUAGUCCGUUCUAUAUCAUUAAUCACAAAAAAUUAGUCAAAAUUCUUUAUAAAAGGCAUAUUUAUAUCAGGAAAAAACUCUUGACUACAUCACAGGACGUUUUCGGACUAACAAUUCCAUCAUCAGUGCUGUUUAGUGGUUAGGUUGCUUAGAGUUGCUAUCUAGAGUCCAUAUUGUAAGGUUUUAACCUCAGAACCAGCAACCCACAGUGUGGGAAAGUCCUACGUUGUCAUAAUGUAAAGUCAUGGACAAUUUUAAACGUCACAUAUUAUUUUAUACAAAAUGCACUUUAUAACAAAACUUUAUAACAACGUUAUGCCAUUUAAAGGAUUUUCACCCAUACAUUUUAGUAGCUCAAAGCAUGUAUACCUGUAAUCAACACUGAUGAUGGAAUUGUUUUUCCGAAAACGUUCUGUGACGUAACCCAAAGGGCUCUUUUUUAAUAUAAAUAUACCUUUUACAUAGUAUUUUAAUUAAUUUUUUCUAAAGAGAAUGUGAGAACCUUCUACAAGAACUCAUUGUUAUAUUAAGAUAAAUUUCUUAAAUAUCCAUGCAGGAUAUUCGUCGAAAUAAUUGUUUUUAAAAUUAAGUUUUGUUUUGUUAUCAUAGGCAGAAUUGUGAGGAUGAUGAAAGGCGUCUCAUGACACUGAUGGUGUAGGAGGUGCUAUGUAUGUCUUCAUCACCGCUUCAUUUACUGUGAAAUGUUUAGAUUUUGUUUCUAGUAAGUUAUCGUCAUAGUGAUUUCGCAAAAUCCCAGCGAUACUGUCGGUACAAUCAUUUUUGCGUCAUCACAAAACCAAACCAGUAAUCAUUUGUAUAAGCUCACGGUCCAUUUUUAGAGAUUUUUCAAAAAAGUCAACGCACAAACUUGUAAUAGACAAUUAAUUAAUAGCUGUAAUGAAACAUUUUUAAAAAUUUCAAUAUAAUUGUAGAGAGCAACAUCGAUAUUCUUAUAAUGAAGAAAUAUAUUUGACAACGUCGUAAAGGCGUUACUGUGUGCUUUCAGUGUACUAGCAUUACUAUUUAAUAGAUUUGGACUGUCCCUAUAUAUAAUAUAAUAUAUAUAAGAGUUUUGAAAUUUUGAAAUUUUAAAAGGCCUGCCUGUAAGUAUGAAUAAAGUAGAGAACAGUAGACUUGUCAAAGAGGAAGUAAUUAAUGAUUUAGUUGGAUGUUAUUCGAAGCGGUUUAAGGCAAAAUAGAUACUUUUUUAUUCUCUCACUCAUCUUUAUUUUUCCCAUGCCAUGCAGUAUGAAAAUACGUUUAAUAAAUUUGAUUUCAUAUUACCAAAUGAGUGUUAAAAUUGGAAUAAAAUAAAUCCUGUAUUCAUCAAUUUAAAUUUCAACUUUGUAUUAGUCACAAGACGACCGAAAAUAAUUUUAGUACAAGUCGACACAAAUAUGUGAAACCGCCAAGAUCAGAUCGAUCGAAAAUUUUGGUUACGCGACGUUGUCAAAUCAAUCAGAUUUCAAAGGUUUUUCGGAUUUUUAUUUGUUAUCUGUUUCACAGUAAAAUUUCCUUCUGCUUCCUGCGUAAAUAUCAAAACAUUGUGUAUAAUUUUACGGAAUUGUGCACUUAAUUAGGGGACGCCAAGUUCUUGAAAAUUUCAAGAUCUUGUCUUGAUUUGUCUUGAUUUCAAGAGAAGUAAUUUUAGAUUUCAAGACAAGACAAGAAAUUUUUUGUCAAUACCAAGAUUUCUUGAUUUCUUGACAAGAAAUAAUCAAGACAAGAUCUUGAAAUGUUGAGAUUUCUUGUCAAGAAAUCAUGAAAUCUUGAAAUAUCUUGACUAGGUAUUAAUUUGUGAAAAAGAUAACAUAUUUUAACAUAAAAUACCGUAUUUUAAUAUAUUGAACACUUUUUUGCUAAAAAGAUUUACAAAUGUAAAUCAAGUAAAUGUAACAUAAAUUUUUAAAUCGGAAUUAAUGAGCCAUGAAUUAAGGCAGAUAAUACUUCUUAUGCUGGGGCCACCAUAACGGCAUUAGACGUUACUAUGGCCCCAGCAUUAUGGAGUUAACGUCUUACCGAUUUCUUCACUUUGUUAUUGUUAAAUCUGCUAUUGAAAAUAGCCUUUCCGCAGGUAUAGAUGUUACUGGCGUUUUGAGAAAAUCCUCAACCAUUUUCGAUUAUAACGGGUAGACAUUCUCGUGUCUUCUCUACAAAUCAAGUAGAUUCUCAGCAUCUUCUGACCUAGGCUCAUUUAAGUAUUCUUUGACUCUGGUGUUAGAUUCUGUAGGUCAUUCUGGGAUUUAUUAAGCCGUGUCAGCACGCAUCGCAAUAAAAAGGUCGCCGAUGAAUCACUGGACCAGGUAAUCAAGAAAUUUCAAGAUCUCGAAAUUUCUUGAGUCAAGACAAGAUAUAACAUGUCAAGAAAACGUCAAGACAAGAUUUUUUAAAUUUCUUGAUUUUUUCUCAAGACAAGACAAGAAGUUGUUAUCAAGACAAGAAUUCUUGUCUUGUCGACCCCUACACUUAAUGUCCUAUUUUUCACGGCACUUGAAAUAUUCAUAUUUACAAAAAAUAUAUAUAUUGAAUGUAUUCUAAAUAAACAACUACUCGACCAUUUUAUCUGGCAAUGUCGCAAAACCACUGAUUUCGUGCACAAUGCAUUUUAAAUGAAUGUUUACUCUUUGUACAAAUGCUUUCAACUGAAGUCCCCGCUCCUUGAUUUGCUACCUGGAUGAUCUUCGCAGUUUCAGAUAUUUAUGUACAAGUGUAGGUAACUCAGAUAAAAGCUUUAGAUUUCCUUUAUUUCCUAAAUUGUUAUAACUUCCUUAUAGUUUUCAAUAGCACAAAUGUUUCAAAUUUUGAGUAGAAAGUAAAUUUGCAAGAUCUGCCCCUUACUGGAAUCUCUCUUAACAAAAUACUCAAUCAUUGUGUAAGCCAAACUCGCGAUGUGUGACGACAGGGUAAUAUAACACUCCUGUUACUAGUUGCAUGUACAACAUUUGUAAGAACCAAUCAUAAUUCUUGAGAAGUUAAAAGUAUCUCUUUUGUUUAAGCACUUUUUAAACAAUGCCAGUGCAUAUACAUAUAGAAGAAGAAACACCUCUGACUUACCAGUCUGUGACAAUAUAUAGCUUUUUUUCCAGUGGAAGGACGAUAUAAGUUUAAAUUUUGUGCCAGUAAACCAAAACAGGCAAACCACUCGAAAUUCAAAAUAGUAAGUGAACUACAAUCCCUUUUGUCGUGGCUUGCCUUUUUCGGGUUUAACUACUACUUUGACAAGUCUAUUUCGGUGUAUUUUUGUACCCAAUAACAAUUGUUUUAAGCGGGUCGGUUGAUGUCUUUUUUCCAGGCGUACUGUUGACUGAUUUAGAUGUAGGGUACUGUGCUUUUCGUUUUAUUUUUUGUUAUGCGGACGUUGUUUUUGACUCCAUGUCGUUUUGGAAGCAAGCUCCACAAUCGAUCUCGCAUUUGUAAAUAUCCUGUAAAAAUUGCUCAUGUAAAAAUUGUUUUUGUUAAUAUGUACUGUUUAUCAAGAAAGAAACGAUAGAUCAUUGCAAGUUUUGAAACACAUCUACCUUUUUUGGCAUAUACAGACCAAGGGGUCAGUUUGGCGUCAAAAUUUAUAAGCAUCUUACGUGAAAAAGUUCGAUCGAUCUUUCUGUCGAAAGACAAAAACUUGGCAGCGAUUUUUUGUUUCUUAACGAGUUUAUGCAAUCAUUUGCAAUAAUUAUUAGCCAAUGUGGGAGAAGUUUUGACUAUGAUUGCUCAUUUGGAUAUUUUAGGUCGGUCAAGUCAAAUCUUUUAUCAUAUUUUUGUAAAAAAGAUGAGUUAGGUUGUCGCGUUGUUGACUUUUACUUCUGGUGGACGACAAAAAGAUUCAAAGUUAGCAAUAUUUUUGCAUAUUACUACCUUGGUGUAAAUUUCAUGCAUUUUAAGUCCCCAUGUAUUAUAUUCAUAUUACUCUAUUAAAGUUAUUAUAUAGUGUGUAAAUUUUGUAUUGUAGUUGCUGUUAAAUACAUAUUAUUAUAUGGCAAAUAAA
This is a messenger RNA of Diabrotica virgifera virgifera (western corn rootworm), 11774 nucleotides long. RefSeq names its product putative transcription factor SOX-14. NCBI's taxonomy places the organism in Eukaryota, Metazoa, Arthropoda, Insecta, Coleoptera, Chrysomelidae. Gene Ontology annotation, biological process: cell differentiation; anatomical structure morphogenesis; regulation of DNA-templated transcription. The transcript is spliced from 2 exons. The record is from RefSeq and is a predicted model, not a curated record. Gene Ontology annotation, molecular function: RNA polymerase II cis-regulatory region sequence-specific DNA binding; DNA-binding transcription factor activity, RNA polymerase II-specific. The coding region runs from base 593 to 1573 and encodes 326 amino acids.